Odocoileus virginianus texanus is the source of this 1538-nucleotide messenger RNA. It is a transcript of the gene NUBP2, whose product is annotated as NUBP iron-sulfur cluster assembly factor 2, cytosolic. Gene Ontology annotation, biological process: iron-sulfur cluster assembly. Gene Ontology annotation, molecular function: ATP-dependent FeS chaperone activity; ATP binding; 4 iron, 4 sulfur cluster binding. The record is from RefSeq and is a predicted model, not a curated record. Lineage: Eukaryota; Metazoa; Chordata; Mammalia; Artiodactyla; Cervidae. Gene Ontology annotation, cellular component: cytosol.
UCAUUACGGCGCUUAGAAGGAGGUCUUACUUGAAUAAGGCGCUCUAAGAGAAACCGGAACGUCACAUUCUGUUUUUUGUAGAAGUUCUAUUUUGACUUUCUAAGCCUUUUUUUUUUUCUUUAAUGAAAUCUGCUUUGGACCCAAAGUAUACAUUGGGCACAGCCGGAUUCGCACAGAUUAGCUACAUUAUUUUCUAAAAGACUUCGGGUCUGAUAUCUUGAGCACAGAGCGUUUACAACGCUGGAUUCAUCCAUCAGAUUAUAAACGUAAGACUGGAGAGAAAAAUCAGAAGAAGCUUGUUAUGAUGAGGGCACACUUGAUACAAGAGCCUGGAAACCUAGCUGGCGUCCGGCACAUCAUCCUCGUCCUCUCGGGAAAGGGGGGCGUCGGGAAGAGCACCAUCUCCACGGAGCUGGCGCUGGCCCUGCGCCACACGGGCAAGAAGGUGGGGAUCCUGGACGUGGACCUGUGCGGCCCCAGCAUCCCCCGCAUGCUCCGAGCGCAGGGCAGGGCGGUGCACCAGGGCGACAGCGGCUGGGUGCCCGUCUUCGUGGACCGGGAGCAGAGCAUCUCCCUCAUGUCCGUGGGCUUCCUGCUGGAGCAGCCGGAUGAGGCUUUGGUGUGGAGAGGCCCCAGGAAGAACGCGCUGAUAAAGCAGUUUGUGUCCGACGUGGCCUGGGGGCAGCUGGACUACCUGGUUGUGGACACGCCCCCAGGGACCUCUGACGAGCACAUGGCCGUGGUGGAUGCCCUGCGCCCCUACAGUCCCCUGGGGGCCCUCGUGGUCACCACGCCCCAGGCUGUGUCCGUGGGGGACGUGAGGCGGGAGCUGACCUUCUGCAGGAAGGUGGGGCUGCAGGUGAUCGGGCUCGUGGAGAACAUGAGCGGCUUUGUCUGCCCCCACUGCUCGGAGUGCACCAAUGUCUUCUCCAAGGGAGGCGGUGAGGAGCUGGCGAGACACGCCGGAGUCCCCUUCCUGGGCUCGGUGCCUCUCGACCCCAAGCUAACGCGGAGCCUGGAGGACGGCCGGGACUUCAUCCAGGACUUCCCCGAAAGCCCCGCGUUCCCUGCGCUCUCCUCCAUCGCCCAGAAGAUUCUCAGCGAGACGCCCGUGGGGCUCUCCUGACCAAGGCAGGCUGAGCGCUUCUGUGCGCUGUGGGGUUGGAGGUCUGGGGUGGGGACCUGGCCAGGCCCUGCGUGCCUCUCUCCCUACGGGGCCCGUCUGGGACGUUUCUGGAGCUUUGGCAGCAUCUUGGCUGAGCCAGUGACAGUGAGUGGCUCUGCCCGGUCACCCGGGGACGGCGUGGGGUCCCUGUGCCGUGGCCUGCCCUCCCUGCUGGCGCAGCUCAGUACCCCCGUAGCCCGAACAGACAGCUGCUCCCACCAGCCGAGUCUCCACGUUGUUCACAGAGCUGGUGCAUCUGGAAGCUUUCCUGGCCCGCUGGCCCGGAAGCCCAGUGAAGGAGGCAACACCCAGUAAGGUGUCAAACUUGUAACUCAGAGGAGCCCGCAAUAAAUGCAUUCCACCACUGUGUUCA